GCUCAAGGAAAAUUUAGAAAUUCCUCCAAAAAGGCAAAACCCUCUCUCAUCACGAAAACAAAACAAAAUUCGUACUUAAUUUUUAUUACAAGGUGAGAAUUUGUGGUGUCAGACAAUUGCCACUUUCUCUCUCCUCUAGCUUCUUCUAGCAACAGGGCUUGUUACAAUGGCGUGUGCUUCGCGCUCAGUAAUAUCAAUUGCAGCAAAUUCUAGCUCAUUUUCAUUCAAAACGCACCAAUUCCGUAACAAAUUUGGGCGCAUUGAUGCUUCCAGAUUCAAAAUCCGAGCUUCUUCUGUUGAGCCUGAGGAUUGCAAUGUCGAAGAAUGCGCCCCUGAUAAAGAGGUGGGAAAGGUUAGCGUGGAAUGGUUAGCUGGAGAAAAGACCAUGGUGGCUGGAACAUUUCCACCUCGGAAAAAAGCUUGGUCAGGAUAUGUAGAGAAGGACACUGCUGGCCAGACAAAUAUAUAUUCAGUUGAGCCUACGGUGUACAUAGCAGAAAGCGCUAUCAGCUCAGGAACUGCAGGUUCUUCUUCUGAUGGUGCAGAGAACACAUCAGCUAUUGCAGCAUUUCUUGCCCUAUUUAUUGUUGCAGGUGCCUCAUCAAUCCUGCUUCAGGUUGGUAAAAAUGCUCCCCAAAUGCAAACAACUGUGUAUUCUGGACCUUCACUCAGCUACUACAUAACCAAAUUUAAGCCCGCUGAAAUCAUUGAAACUUCCGCACCCAGCCCAAGUGAAAGUUCCUCAGCCACUGAGUCAAUCCAGACCGAAAGUUCCUCAGCCACUGAGUCAAUCCAGACCGAAAGUUCCUCAGCCACUGAGUCAAUCCAAACUGAAAGUUCCUCAGCCACUGAGUUUAUCCAGAGUGAAAGUUCCUUAGCCACUGAGUCAAGCCAGAGUGCAACUUCCUUAGCCACUGAGUCUAUCCAGAGUGAAAGUUCCCCAGCCACUGAGUCUCAAACCUCAACCCCCGAAGUUCCACAAGUACCAGUUGAUUCCGGAGCUGAGCUAGAGCCUUCUGUCACAAUUGCGGAAAAUGCGUCUUAGAUGAAUUUUCACUGCUACUCUGUAUUGUAUAAGUCUGCAAUUUUCGUAGUCCUGUAAAGCAACGUCUACUACAUACUCCCGUAUAUUUUACAUAAACAUAGAGAUGCUCAAUUUACCAGUA
Molecule: messenger RNA, 1166 nt
Organism: Spinacia oleracea (spinach)
Lineage: Eukaryota; Viridiplantae; Streptophyta; Magnoliopsida; Caryophyllales; Amaranthaceae
Product: protein MAINTENANCE OF PSII UNDER HIGH LIGHT 1
Exons: 3
Coding region: 167-1045 (292 amino acids)
Biological process (GO): regulation of protein complex stability
Cellular component (GO): chloroplast thylakoid membrane
Source: RefSeq, a predicted model, not a curated record